This is a messenger RNA of Drosophila innubila, 1739 nucleotides long. RefSeq names its product cyclin-dependent kinase 5 activator 1 (gene Cdk5alpha). Bases 60 to 1415 code for a protein of 451 amino acids. Gene Ontology annotation, biological process: positive regulation of cyclin-dependent protein serine/threonine kinase activity; activation of protein kinase activity. Gene Ontology annotation, molecular function: cyclin-dependent protein serine/threonine kinase activator activity; protein kinase binding. The record is from RefSeq and is a predicted model, not a curated record. Gene Ontology annotation, cellular component: protein kinase 5 complex; cytoplasm. NCBI's taxonomy places the organism in Eukaryota, Metazoa, Arthropoda, Insecta, Diptera, Drosophilidae. The transcript is spliced from 5 exons.
GCAGAAAGAAAAUCUACUAAAAUCAAUUGAGUUGAUUUUAAAUCACGAAUUUAGUCAACAUGGGCACGGUUUUAAGUUUUAAUCCACGGGAUAGACAUCCUAUAUAUUCGUCACAGCCCAAUUUUCCAUACAAUCAAUCCGCCGAGAAUCAGGCGGAGAAAAUCAACGAUACAGCGGGAUCAAUUGAUUCGCAUUUGAAUAAUUUCUCCUAUGAGCAGCUGAACAAUGCGAAAAACCGUGAGAAUAAGAAAUCGGGGAUUUCGCAUCAAAUCUCCAGAAAUCCAAAUUCAGGCAUGCAAUUUAAUAUGCAUACGCAAAUCAAUUCGCACAACUUUAAUAAUCUAACAGUUACGUCAAAAGAUACGAUUAACAAUGAUUUGGACUCGCAUAACGAGAAUUCGAUUGUCAUCUCCGAGAAGAGUUCGAUUGAGAAGAGUUUGAAAAAGCAUUCGCUAUUUAUUAAUGCGCUCUCCUGGAAAAAACUAUCCACAUCGCAUAACAAGAAGAAAGUAGAGAAUAAAAAUAAAUGCGCCAAUAUUCCGUCGGCCUGCUUUAAGGCCCAAUUACUGGAGGCAUCGUAUCCCUCCUCGGCAGCUGAUAAAAAUAAGAAUAUUCAACUCCACUGUAACCACAUCGAGGAGCAUCAGCAUCAGCAUCAACAACAGCAUCAAAAUCAACAACAACAUCACUGCAAUCAAAAUCAGGUCAUCAGGGAACUGCCAUUCUUUCCAUCGACCAAAACACAAAAGCCAUCAACAGCUAAGGAAUUGGGACGCGUUAACAACACCAAUUCCAUUACCAACCACAACAAACUGAUCCAAAAGCAGCCUUUAACAUUGACACUGCCCCAGCAGUUACAGGCUUCUUCGAUACAAAUUAAGAACACCAAUCAAAAUCACAUUCCACGCAAAACCGUUAUUCAGGCUUCGACUUCGGAGCUACUUAAAUGCCUAGGCAUGUUCUUGCAUUAUCGAUGCCAUCGGUUAAACAAUUUCGACCCUGGAGAUGCUGUCAUGUGGCUAAGAGCCGUCGAUCGUAGCCUCCUCUUGCAAGGCUGGCAGGAUGUGGCAUUCAUAAAUCCAGCAAAUGUUGUAUUCGUCUACAUGUUAGUUCGUGAACUUGUCAGCGGAGAGGAAACAAAGGAAUCUGAUCUUCAGGCAUCUGUUCUUACUUGUUUGUAUUUGUCAUAUUCAUACAUGGGUAACGAGAUUAGUUAUCCCCUCAAGCCAUUUCUAGUUGAAGACUCCAAAGAGAACUUUUGGGACAGAUGCCUCGUGAUCGUGAACCGAUUGAGUAAUAAAAUGCUGAAAAUAAAUGCAGAGCCAGCUUUCUUCACAGAAGUAUUCACUGAACUAAAAUCAUGCGGUCAAUUUCAAGCCAACUCGAAUAGAAGAUCAUCGUGUGGAGGCGCCUGACGGAAAGAUAACCGACAGGUUGUAGUCCGACUCUCAUUGUCUACACAUCAGCAGACUUUUCCAGAUCAAAUAAAAAAAAAAUAGUGCUAAAAUGAAAUGAAAACCAAAAUUAAACACUUCGUAAAUCAUUAGAAAAUUUCUUUAUGUCACCAUCACACUUGUUCAAAUAAAAAUGUAAAGAUAUUAAAGACAUUGUGCAAAUUGGAGAAAAACAAAAAAAAAACUAAAAACAAAAAAUAAUUAUAAAGUGUAAUGGCGUUGUGUUCUCUAUUUAAAUGGAAUGCAACAUACUCGUAAUGUUCAAUAAAUUGAAUAAACUCUCAA